Messenger RNA from Brassica oleracea var. oleracea, 816 nucleotides. Its product is annotated as 50S ribosomal protein L12-1, chloroplastic-like. The transcript has a single exon. The record is from RefSeq and is a predicted model, not a curated record. Gene Ontology annotation, molecular function: structural constituent of ribosome. Lineage: Eukaryota; Viridiplantae; Streptophyta; Magnoliopsida; Brassicales; Brassicaceae. The coding region runs from base 79 to 660 and encodes 193 amino acids. Gene Ontology annotation, cellular component: ribosome. Gene Ontology annotation, biological process: translation.
UUCUAUCUCCUCUCGUAUUCAACAACAAAGCUAACACAUUCACAGAGAGAGGACACACACAAAAGCUAAAGAGCGAAAAUGGCAGCGACGACUCUCUCCACCGCAAGCAUAAUCCUUUCCUCAUCAUCUCCCACUCUCACCGCCGCCCAUCCCUUCUUCUCCCGACCCACCACACUCGAAUUCCCAUCUCGCUUCGGUCUUUCUUCCUCCUCCUCCACACUAACCCACCGCGCCACCCACCUCCGCCCCCUCGCCGCCGUCGAAUCCCCGGAGAAAAUCGAGAAAAUCGGAUCCGAGAUCUCGUCCCUCACCCUCGAAGAAGCCCGCAUCCUCGUCGACUACCUCCAGGACAAGUUAGGCGUCACGCCUCUCUCCUUGGCUCCCGCCGCAGCGGCUGUCGCUGCUCCGGGAGACGGCGGCGGCGCGGCGGCCGUGGCGGAGGAGCAGACGGAGUUCGAUGUGGUGAUUAACGAGGUGCCGAGCAGCUCGCGUAUCGCGGUGAUUAAGGCGGUGAGGGCGUUGACUAGCUUGGCGUUGAAGGAAGCGAAGGAGCUUAUCGAAGGGCUGCCGAAGAAGUUCAAGGAAGGUGUGACGAAGGAUGAAGCUGAGGAGGCUAAGAAGCAGCUUGAAGAAGCUGGUGCUAAGGUUUCCAUUGCUUAAAAUGUUAUUAACAAUCGCUACUUUUUUUUAUUUUAAAAAUGUGUUUUUUUUCGGAGUUUAUGUGGGUUGUUUUGUUUGAAUUGUUGGUUAAGCUUUGAGAAAGUAAUGUAAUUUGAAUCAAUUUCGUUUCACCUUAUGAUUAAGUGUUUGAAUGAA